Macadamia integrifolia is the source of this 1644-nucleotide messenger RNA. RefSeq lists its product as uncharacterized. The coding region runs from base 115 to 1245 and encodes 376 amino acids. The transcript has 6 exons. NCBI's taxonomy places the organism in Eukaryota, Viridiplantae, Streptophyta, Magnoliopsida, Proteales, Proteaceae. The record is from RefSeq and is a predicted model, not a curated record.
AAUCACCUAAUAAUAAGAAGAGAAAGCGUUCCUUGAAGCGUGUGGAGAGCAACUGAGAGUGAAAAGCCUCAGCCAUUAGCGGAAGAGGCAUCGAGUUGCCUCGAGGGGCUUCUUAUGGCGACCGCAGCUAAGGCUUACCUGCUGUCCCACUUCAGUUCUAACGACCUCUCCUUCCUGAAACCUCACCAACCCCCAACACCACCACCUCUUCUCUUCUCCCGCCAUCUCCUUCUCCGCCCUUUACUUCCCGCAAUCUCCUCUACCUUUAAGAAUCGCGCGGCUUCUCUUCCCGUUUUCAAUUGUCUAGUAUCAGGAGUCGACGGUGGAGGCGUUGCCGAUGACUUCGUUUUCACCAGAAACUCUAGCUUUGAUCGAGAAUUCUCCGUCAUCGCCGGUAUGCUUAAACGCAUCGAACCCCUCGACACCUCCAUCAUCUCCAAGGGUGUCUCCACUGCCGCCAGGGAUUCCAUGAAGCGUACCAUCUCCACGAUGCUUGGUUUGCUUCCUUCUGAUCAAUUCUCCGUCACCAUCAGCGUCUCCAGGCGUCCUCUUGAUCGCCUCCUCGUCUCUGCCAUUAUUACCGGAUAUACUCUUUGGAAUGCGGAGUAUAGGGUUUCUCUGAUGAGGAACUUCGACGUGUCUCCAGGGAGUUCGGUAGCCUCGGUUGCUUCUCAUGAGCGUGGGAUUUCAGCGAUAGAGUAUCAAAAGAGGGAAGGUAGGGACGUCGAAGUUGAUGUUGAUACCUUCAGUGAAUAUGCAAUGGACAAAAGCAGUCCUCUGGGUUUGGGAGAUUUAUCGCCCGAGGUUCUCAAUUACAUUGCUGAGCUAAAAGAUGAGUUGGCUACCAUUGAGAAGGAAUUGAAUGCUCAGAAGCAGGAAAAUUUGCACUUGGAAUAUGAUGGGGGAGGGAAUAGUGAUUUGUUAGAGUACUUGCGAACUUUGGAACCAAACAUGGUGAUUGAACUGUCUCGUCCAUCAUCUUCGGAGGUUGGGGAAGUUAUUGAUGAACUUGUUCAGAACAUAGUGGAAAAGUUGUUUAAAGAUGAUACUGCCUCUGGUUUCCUGGAAGAUUCAGUCACCGGGAAAACAGAGAACCUACCAGAUGGUGAUAUUGAGCUUUGCAAUACUAUUGGAACAUCUCGGGAUUACCUUGCGAAGCUUCUAUUCUGGUGCAUGCUAUUAGGUCAUCAUUUACGAGGCUUGGAGAACAGAUUGCAUUUGAGCUGUGUAGUUGGAUUGUUGUAAAGAUGAAAAAAGUAUAUUAGAAGAGGACAUAAAAUGGAGGUUGGGGUAAAGAGCGUCUUUCAAGGGCCAUGAAAAGCUGUUCAGUCAGGGUGGAAGAAAAUUAAAGAGGUUUGGUUGGCCACAUAGGAGUUGAUGAGCUUGCUUCCUCAGCCAGUUGAUGGCGAAUGGCGUUGGCAUUCUCUCCAUUUUUUUCUGGAAAUCUCAUCUUGUUGCAGUUCAGGCUGUCAAGGGUUUGGCCUAUAAGGCCAUGCAAUAAAAGUAUUAAUGUUUUGUUUUUGUGUUUUUUGUUUUUAUUUAUUUUUUUUAUUUUUUAAAUUUCUGUAGACAUUGUAAAUAUUAACUAUUAUCCUUCAGUGCCUUAUUUUUUCUCUUUCAUAAAUAAAAAAAGGCAUUCUACUA